AGAAUGCGUCCUCCGAAAAUAAUGCAAAUUUUCCACGUAUCCCGCCGACAAAUUGCCACGUCAAAAACCUCGAAUUUCGAGCGAAAAACCAUCGAAACAGUGUGCCCCCGUGUCCACAAUUACCUUUUCCCGCAUGUAUCGGCCCCGUCGACGUCAUCGGCGGCCGAAUACACAGGAGUUCUUCCACCGCUUGUCGCCGACAACGUCGUCGAUCAUUUCGGUGUGCUCGCCGAGCAACAAACACGAAAAUACAAGGAAUUGCUGGAAAAAGCGUGCGAAUUCGAUUUGGAAACCGCCAAGAACGUUUUGGAGCACAUUGAUAAAACCGACGGAUGGCACUACAAAACCGGCUGGACACGAUACCCGUUCUCCACUUCGGAACCCCCGGAAACUAUCGAUUUUCCACGUGACUCAAUUCUAUUCUUCGAUAUUGAAUUAGUUGUUCGUGACGGGACCCUUCCAACAUUGGCAAUUGCAUUGGGAAGAGAUGCAUGGUAUGGAUGGUGUAGUGAUCGAUUAAUUUAUGAAUCAGAAAUUCCGGAAAUUCCAACGAAAGCAGAUUUAAUUCCGAUCGGAGAGAUUGGAAUGGAAAAAGUGAUUAUUGGACAUAAUGUUGGAUUUGAUCGAGCCAGAUGUCGGGAGGCUUAUCAAUCGAUAAAUGGGUCAAAGAUUCGAUUUAUGGAUACAAUGUCUAUGUCGAUUCCAAUGUAUGGAAUGGCUGAUCAUCAGCAAUCACUUUAUGAAAUGUAUGAUGUUGAGACUAAUGAUUCACAUUCCGAUUGGAUGAACGCAUGGAAGGGUCGAGUUUCGAAAAAUUCGUUGGUUGCAGUACACGAUCAUCUCUAUCCAGAUAAAGCUAUCAACGCGGAGGGUUUCUCGAAGAAAACGAUGCGAGCAAGCUUCGUCAAAGACCCAAUUGAGCAAAUUCGAGAAGAUUUCCAGCCCCUUAUGUCCUACUGUGCCCGUGAUAAUAUUCUAUGCGCGGAAAUUUAUUUCCGCCUAUGGCCAGAAUUUAUCAAACGAUUUCCCCAUCCGGCGACACUUUCCGGAAUGUUGAAUAUGGGAAAUGUGUAUCUACCGAUUAAUAGUUACUGGAAAAUGUUCUACGAGAAAAAUGUGCAAACUUGUGAGCAAAAGAAGACGGCUGCGACGAGAAAAAUCAUUGAAUCGGCGCGAUUGGUGGCGAAGAGAUUGGAUGAUGAGGGAGAGGAGAUUGGGCCUGAAAAAAACGAUGUUUGGAUGUGGCAUCACGAUUGGACAUUCAACCAAAAACAAUCAAAUUUCGAAUGGUUCAACAAGCUGUUCAAGGCGCGGAGCUUCGUUAACUUGAGCCUUGACGAGGUGGACAGCCACCAUAUCGCCCUAAAAAGUCACCUGAUUCCGGCGAUUUUCGGCUUCGUAUUCGGACCAUUUCCCCUAUUCAAAACUCGAUCAAAAGGUUGGGGAUUUUUGGUUCCGAAUUGGAAACCGGUCGAAAAAGCGCUCCAAGACCCGAAUUUCCACGAAAUCGACGCAAAAAUCGAUUUUAAACCGGAUUCAGCGGUGAAAAAGUUUCCGCUGCGAAGCUUCUACGAGACCGUUCAAAAUAAUGUCUAUAUGCUCGGCGAGCUGCCGAUUUCGCCGGAUCGAAAGGGUUUUGAGCUCGACGAGGCCGGGCUUGUGAGAUUUUAUCAGUUGGAUCACCCGUCCGGGGAGGGAAAUGUCGGCGAUCCGCUUACCAAGCAUUUUGCGAAGGAUUUGAAGGAGUUGGUGUUACGGCCGACGAGAUACGAAGAAUAUUUCGACGUGGUGCUCGACUCAAUCCAAACGACCCAAUUCUGGACGAGCUACAGUGACCGAUACUGCUCGGAAGUCGCGAUUUGGAGUCCGGAAGCUACGUGGCGUACCGCCGAAAACCUGGAAAUGAUAGACGGAGCAAUCGCGGCGGCCGUCGUUCCAGCGGGCACAAUUUCCCGUCGAAGUGUUCAUAAAUUAUGGGUGACACUGACAAAUCAAUCUACAGGACACGUCAUCGGUACCGGAAUCAAGGCGAUGGUGCAAGCGCCCGCUGGUUAUCGAUUAGUUGGCGCUGACGUGGAUUCACAGGAGCAAUGGCUCGCUGCGUUGUAUGGAGAUGCGAGUGCUGAGAAAAGAUUGCCGCUGGAAAAACGUGUCGCCGGUAAGACGGCCUUCUCGAACAUGAUGCUCGCCGGUUCAAAAUCCGACAACACUGAUCUCCAUUCAGUAGUGGCUAGCCAACUGAAAAUUAGUAGAAAUCACGCGAAAGUGCUCAAUUACGCAAGGCUCUAUGGCUCCGGGGAGACUCAUGCCGGGAAACAUUUAAUGAGAGUUGGUGGACUGAAACAGUCUGAAGCCGAGAGCACAGCUUCUCAGUUAUUCAAAUUGACAAAAGGUGAUGUGGCAAAAUAUAUGAAGGUGGAUGUGAGAAUGAAUUGUGUGGUGGAUAAGUAUAUUGAGGAAAUGGUCGAGAAUUCGGAUGUAUGCAAGAUUUUGACGAUUGAUGGGAUUUAUUAUAUGCCGGCGUAUACUAGUCAAUUUGCCUCAGAAACUGUGCGUUUCGAAGAUUGGCUUCUCUCCCACUACUCGUCACUUCUCAAUGGAUCCUCUGAACCGGAUAGCCUAAUCUACUCGAUCUAUGAGAAUCCUGAUGAGCCACGACGCCUUUUCGUCGGCGGAUAUGAAUCUUCAACAUUCAAUUUCCUGGAGACCUCAGCAGCGGCUCACGAUUUGAGAACUCCUAUUCUGGGAUGCCAAAUUGCGGAUUCACUUGGAAAAUUGCCUGAAGGAACGCCGGAUUCAGCGUAUUUUGAUCGAAAAUAUAAGAGAUCCGUUAUGAAUUGGAUUGUACAAUCGUCGGCAGUUGAUUUCCUCCAUCUCCUGCUCGUCUCAAUGCAAUGGCUCUGUGACACUUACAAAAUCGAUGCCCGUUUCGUCAUUUCGAUUCACGACGAGGUCCGAUACAUGUGCAAAGAGCCGGAUGCUCCGAGACUUGCUCUUGCUCUGCAGCUUUCGAAUUUGCUUGUGAGAGCCUAUAUUUCACAGAGAGUCGGAAUAUGUCAGCUGCCUAAUACCGUUGCCUUCUUCUCUCAAGUAGAUUGUGAUACAGUACUCCGUAAAGAAGUCGACACGGAGAGCAUCAAUCCGGACGGCUCCAAAAUUGCCGACGGCGUCGCCUGGACCGUUGACGAUCUACUGAAGCUCACUGGUGGAAAACUGGAUUAAAUUUUGAUUUUUUUUCUUGUUAAUGUUUGUUAAUUUUAUUGUUCAAUUGUUUUUUCACAUUACAACAUAAAAAUGUAUUCAGAAAAAA
Molecule: messenger RNA, 3310 nt
Organism: Caenorhabditis elegans
Lineage: Eukaryota; Metazoa; Nematoda; Chromadorea; Rhabditida; Rhabditidae
Gene: polg-1
Product: DNA-directed DNA polymerase
Exons: 10
Coding region: 4-3222 (1072 amino acids)
Biological process (GO): DNA repair; DNA replication; DNA biosynthetic process
Cellular component (GO): DNA polymerase complex; gamma DNA polymerase complex
Molecular function (GO): DNA-directed DNA polymerase activity; DNA binding
Source: RefSeq, marked reviewed